CUGGACCCAGGCAGUUUUGGCUUGCUGUCAUUUUGAUUCAUUUUGAGUGAUGGAGCUGUUGGUAUUCUUGCUUUGUGCCUCUUGGUGCAUGUCAGUUACCGAACAAGCACCUUCAUACUUGAUCACUGCUCCAAAGAUUGUUCGUAUUGGUGUGAAGGAAACAGUAACCAUCCAAAUGUUUGAGGCUCGCGGGAAUUUUGAUGCCUCCAUUUACUUACUGAACCAAAGAGAGAUGGUAGUGUGCUCCGACAGGCACACCAUCAAACUCAACCAUACCAACAACUUUGCUGAAGUCUUAUUUAUCCAGAUCCUCCCAGAAAAUGCCAGGCAAUGUAAAUUAUCCAGCAGGAGCCGAUAUGUGACUCUGGCAGUGGAAAUCCCCAAACUGCUUUCGAGGCGGAGAAUGAUUCACCUCCAUGUUCGGUUGAAACCGUACUUCAUUUUUAUCGAAACCGACAAGCCCACUUACAGGCCCAACGACACAGUACGAUUUCAAACCUUUUCCCUCGAUCACGAGAUGAAGCUGUCAAGUUGCAAUGUUGAUGUAGGAAUUUGGCAAUCCAACGCCAUUGUUGCGAAGGUUAGGAGUCGCAAGCAAGGCCCAACUGCAGUCUGCAGGGGAGAAGUGCAGCUCCCGUCGUCACUGGUUGGAGACUUUGAGAUACGGGGAUCUUCUACAUUAUAUUCCGCCUACCAAGGUUACAAACCCUUUCAGAUAAAGGAGCACGAUGGCAUGGAAGAAAAGAGGAGCAUUGUACCAAAUUUUCUAAACUAUACGAUUAAUCUAACAAAGACAAAACGCUACUUCAUACCUGGAGCUCCUUUUCAGAUUCUGGCGUCGGUGACCUACCUGGAUGGCUCCCCAGUCUCUGAAGUGCCGAUCAAAAUUAAAAUAAUUAUCUCUGCGGGAAAAACCCUCGAAUCUACCCAGGAAGGAUUAACUGACAGUAUUGGUGAACUGAGUCUCUCCUUCAAUGUUCCUGAAAAUGCAAAAGAUAUAUACAUCAGUGCCUCAGCUGGCGAUAUCGCCGUUGGGAAUGACGUGAGCCAAGAAAUAGCAAUCAAGUGCCAUAACAGCAAGCAGGCCUACCUACAUAUCGGUGUCACAAAUGCUCUGCUGUACCCUGGAGACAUCAUAGACGUGACAUUAUCACCUUUCAGUCGAGUAGACAUCAGCGGUGUGAAUUACUUUUACUACAUGGUGCUCAAUAAAGGUAAGGUGCUGCUUUUUGACAGAGUCAGGAAGACUGUGAACACUUCGUUUCCAGUGACGAUCACAGACGAGAUGGUGCCUUAUUUCCGCAUUGUGGCCUACUAUUUUGCAAAUAUUCACGGUAACAAAAGCAUCAUCUCAGACUCUGUGCGUGUGGAGGUGGAGGACCUUUGCAGUUCAAAGUUUCAGGUACAACCUGCCCUGUACACAGACAAUGAUCAACAAGGAUUGCUGCUUUCAGUGUUUUCUAACCAGUUGUCUGAUGUGUUUGUUCGUGCAGUGGACACACAGCUCUAUGGUCCCAAAAGAGACACGAGUAUGUAUUAUCAGGCCUUUUACCGGAAAGACUAUUAUGACUUUGGCUCAUCCUACGGUGGAGGACAAAACUCUGUCAAGGUCUUCGAAGAUGCUGGGCUGCGCCUAAUCUCUGAUCUGAUGGAGUCAACAGAAAUAAGCGGUAGAAACUGCUUUUGCAUGUUAUUUGAAUAA
Rhincodon typus (whale shark) is the source of this 1702-nucleotide messenger RNA. RefSeq names its product cobra venom factor-like. Lineage: Eukaryota; Metazoa; Chordata; Chondrichthyes; Orectolobiformes; Rhincodontidae. The record is from RefSeq and is a predicted model, not a curated record. Gene Ontology annotation, biological process: complement activation. The transcript has 12 exons. The coding region runs from base 50 to 1702 and encodes 550 amino acids.